This is a messenger RNA of Austrofundulus limnaeus, 1228 nucleotides long. Its product is annotated as laminin subunit alpha-4. NCBI's taxonomy places the organism in Eukaryota, Metazoa, Chordata, Actinopteri, Cyprinodontiformes, Rivulidae. The record is from RefSeq and is a predicted model, not a curated record.
GUUCAACCUUUCCUUGUCCCUAAAGACACAGUCUUCUUCUGGCCUCAUCUUUUACGUGUCGGAUGUCCACGAGGACAACUUUAUGGCUCUGUACUUGACCCAUGGAAAACUUGUUUACACRUUCAACGUUGCAGACAAAAAAGUUAAACUCAAGAGUGUGGAAAGAUGUAAUGACAGUGCGUGGCACAAUGUCCGUUUGAUCCGUGAUGGGAGCUUUGGUCAGUUAAUAAUCGAUGGGCUCACAGAGCUGGAGGACCAAGUUCAGGAAAAGAGCGUUCCCUGGAGGGUCAGUGACUCCCUCUUCAUUGGAGGAGUUCCUCCUGGAAGAGCCCAGAGGAAUAUUCAGAGAAACUCAGCUUACAGCUUCUCUGGCUGUCUGAAGGACCUUCAGCUCGAUGGACACCCCCUGUCCUCUGCAGCGGAGACCUUUGGGGUCACUCCGUGCUACGAGGGGCUCUCUGAGGCCGGAACAUACUUCUCAGAAGGAGGAGGAUACGUGSUUCUGGAUGAAACAUUCGAGCUGGGCCUGAGGUUUGAGCUGGUGCUGGAGGUGCGCCCCCGUGUGGCAUCAGGUGUGUUACUGCAUGUGCGCAGAGCUGAAGGCUACUUCAUCGUCUACAUUCAUCAAGGAGCGUGAUCCGAGACAGCAACGUUGUCCAGCUGGAUGUGGACUCUGAGAUCCGCCAUGUUGUGGGGCCAGUGAACCCCAGUGCCACAGACACCAGGAGGCCAGUGUUUAUUGGUGGAGCUCCAGAUCUGUUCCUUCCAGACAGCAUCGCCACCAGGAAGCCCUACGUGGGCUGUGUGAGGAACGUGAGCAUCAACCAGAGCCAGGCCGCCUUCAGCAAGGCUGUUCUGGUCAGUGGAGCUGUCAGCGUUGGAACCUGUCCAGCAGUGUAACUCUUUUAAUCAAUAACCAUCCCAAAAUGGUGCUGACCAAACUCAAUGUAGAAAGUGUCUUAAACAUACCCACUAAAAGUGUCAACUUUUGUUUUCAUUUGGUUUAAUGCCUAUUUAUGUCUGUAAUGGGUUUUUAUUAUUUUUAGGUUUUUGUAUCACUUAAAAAAAGGAAAAAGACAAAACACUGAAAUUUGAUUUUAUUGCCAUUUUUAUUCUAUAUGACACUUUCUGAUGUCUUUAAGUCAAGAUUUUAUCACAAACUCAAGCUGAAAACAUUACUGUUUUGUACUUUCUCAUUUUUGUUAAUAAAUCCUAUUUUACAUCCACA